Molecule: messenger RNA, 1132 nt
Organism: Mercenaria mercenaria
Lineage: Eukaryota; Metazoa; Mollusca; Bivalvia; Venerida; Veneridae
Product: collagen alpha-3(VI) chain-like
Exons: 6
Coding region: 214-1098 (294 amino acids)
Source: RefSeq, a predicted model, not a curated record
AACACGAAGCGUAAAGGUACGAUUGUACGAUGGCGAAGCGCGACAGUACGCACUGUGAUGGUGAUGGGCUCGAAUCCUUGUUUUCUGCUUGGCUUCACAACGUUCAGGUCAGCUUGAGGAUGCAUUGAACCAUGUGGAUAUAUUGCUGUGCUGUUAUCAGUGACAUAUUGCUCAGGACUUUGUCAAGAUAUAGAUACUAAAGCAUGUGAAUUGAUGUUGCACCAGAAUCCGGGACUUUGCAAUGACCCUGGUCUGUCCUCCACUGCAUGUCCAAGAUUCUGUAAAAAAUGCCCUCUAGUUUGCCACCAUUGCGACGCGACUGUUCAGAACUUCACAGACUGUAACACAACACGUACCUGCCAAAUUGGAGAGCAAUGUAUGCUUCAUCAGCUGACCUCUUCUGGAGAUGGACACCAUGAAUACAGAAUGAGCUGUGCUAGUGUAGAGAUGUGCGAUGGCACCGGUUUGAUGCCGUUUGGAAGACGUGGUCUCCAGUCACGUGAUAUCAACGUACAUUGUUGUACAGACGACAUGUGCAAUCACCCAGCCUGCAAACGAGACAUUGAAAUCCUCAUUCAAGAUUCCACUGAUUCUUCAGCCUCUCAACACAUCAUCCAGUUCCUAAAAGACCUAGUAUCACACCUUGAUAUCGGUCCCACUGACAAUCUAGUAGGCUUGGCAUCGAUAGAAGUAUUAGUUAACAGACAGUUCCAUCUAAAUUCUCAUACAACUAAAUCGGAUCUUCUCCAAGCUUUGGACAGAAUCAAAUUCAACCACCGCACUAACCUUGUAGAUGUCAAUGACGUAACACAUUUCUUGAAUAAUGAGCUGCAUCAAGGAAGUCACAACGGGGAUAGGCCAGCUUACGCGAACGCUGUUCUAAUCAUCGCUAAUCAUGCGACGAAAAAUACACAUUCUCACUUACACCAUGAUGAUCAAAAUGCCAUCUUAUCCUCCAUGACUGUAAUCAACGUAGGUUCUGGUUCCAACGCACAGCUUGACUCGUUAGCAACUGAUCCGCAACAUGUGCUUAGCGUCACCGACUACCCUUCAUUAUCUCAGAGUUUGUCACAUGUUCUUGCACUUUUCUGUAUGUGAUCGUUUUUGAAAUAUAACUGCCUAUUGCAUCUGA